Messenger RNA from Porites evermanni, 4694 nucleotides. Lineage: Eukaryota; Metazoa; Cnidaria; Anthozoa; Scleractinia; Poritidae. The record is from the annotation of a GenBank genome assembly.
AUGACGAUGACAUACCACAUGGAAGGAUCUGUCAAUGGGCAUUCCUUUACAAUCGAGGGUGAAGGCAGGGGAAGCCGUACGAGUAAGUCGAUCAACACACCUCCCUUCAUAGUAAAAGGCAACUGAAGAUCUUCACUGUUAUAGGUUUAAGAGAAAUAAGAGUAGUCGUCAAUUUCGGGAUAUUUUUGUGAUGAAAAGUCAAAUUCUAAAAUUAUUUUAAAUUAGCUGUGCUGAGUAUAAGGCGAGAGAUUCCGAAAACUCAAUCAUACCAAAAGAGACACUAUGGCCUUAGGUGCAACAGAAAGCUCUAUGAAUUGUGAAAGUCGUUUUACUAAUCAUCGUAAGUAAAAACCAGAAAAAAAUGUAAGUUAUUCUACAUUACUCAAAACCAAUAACAACUUUUCUUUGAAUGGCAAAUUUGACAUUGAUUUAUCAAAACACGGUGUUAUUCGCAAAUGAUAGGCUACGACGAUCGUCAAUUUUUUGCUGGCCGGGAUCAAACGUCGUUUAUAUUAUCAUAUUUACGCAAACUAUCAUCUCAACAACUCUGCCACUAAAGUGACCUGACAUUAUAUUUCAAAAAUUACUUUUUUCAAUAAUGAUUAAUUAUUACUUUUCUGAAGAAGGAACAAAUAAAAACUAAUUAAAUAAAUGAACCUGUUCAACAGUAUUAAUGAUUCUUUAGGCUAGGUAAGCGGUAUAAAAGUAUAUUGUGUCGUGAUAGGACUUGCCAUUAAUCUUGAAAAAGGGCGAGAUUAACAUGGCAGAAUCGAAAUGAAACUUUAUAUUUAAAUUAUAUAGCAGGCUGUCCUAAGCCCCUACAUGUAUUGUUAUUUAGUUAAAUUAGACUGAUAAAUAGGCAGUGUUUAGCUUAGUUCUCAAAAGGCUCUUCUCUACUUUUCUCAUUUAGUUUAAUCGAUUUGUAUUUCAUUCUUGUUGUGUUUUUUUUGUAGGGGAAAACAGAUCUUGACACUGCGAGUAACCAAGGGUGGACCCCUCCCAUUCUCCUUUGACAUAUUGUCGGCUGUGUUUUGCUAUGGUAACAGAGCCUUUACUGAUUAUCCUGCGUCCAUCGUUGACUAUUUCAAGCCAUUCUUAAUACAUGUUGACCCUUUCAUACAGGUUUGACAAACUUAGAAGUUUAUCAAGAAAAUCAAGACGGUGACAACACAAGCGAAAUAUCCAUAGCUCGACGAGUUGACCCGGCAAAGGGGUCCACAAAGUGUUUACCUCAUCUUGUGCCAAAAAAGGAAGCAAAAGAGCGCCAAAUGCUGUGCACAGUGUUUCUACUGGGCUUGUGUGGUUCAUCUUGACAAAGUGACCUUUAAAUCCAGGUGGAGACAAUAAAAACUAACACAGAAAAGGUGAUCACGGCGCGACCGCUUCUGAGUAUAAAUGACCGCUUAAUAAAGGUCAGUUCUGGAAAGUAAUGUUACUUACUUACUAGCGGUGAAAGAUUUCUCUUAAUGAUUCUAAAAUAGAUUUCUGUACCUUUAACAAAUCACCUUAUUCAAAGGACGCUUAACUUAAGAAGACAAUCAUGACAUAUCACGUUUUUAAUAUGGAUAAUGUAUAAUCAGCAAUAUUACCAAUUUUACCUACGCUAAUAAAAAAGUGUCUUCACAGCUCAGUCGCUGAGUUGUCUGAGUUGAGAUCUAGAAUAGCCGGGCAAUGUUUUUAUAGUCUAUAUCUAUGUAGUCAGUCAAGUGCGGUAGUGAUUAAGCCUGUUGUACAAGCAGUUCUCGCUGCUCCUUGACUACUGAUAAGCAUUUCAUACUAUGGAUGACAAGCUGAAAACAAGUUUACGUUUAAUCUAACCACCAUACCGGGUCAUGAUCUGUAGUCUUUUUAAACUUAUGCCGACACUUCCAUUACCUCCCAAAUACAGCCUACUCGUCACAAAUCUUGUUUAAUUGAAACAAGAAUUCACAACUCAAGAACAACCAUAUUUAAAGUCUUCUCCUUGUUUCAUUGACGAGAAAAGUUCAGGACCCUAUUUUUCUUUUCCCAAAUCGUCUACCCCGUUUCACUGUUUUACUUGGUAAGUGACAUAUUCUGGACAUUUUAAUCACUCCAAUUGUGUCAAUGAGGCGGUGACCGGCAUGACUUUUUGAGCUUUUUAAACACACUCUAUUUCCUGAUCUCGGGAAUAAUUAAUUUUUAGACCAGCAUUAACUUUUACUUCCUCUGCAAAACCUUGUAGCUGCAAUUGAUAGCACACUUUUUUCUGCCUUCCAGAAUUGAUAAAAGUGCUUAUUGAUAAUUGCACCCUAGUUUCUGAUAGAUGUUCAACAUUCACUUUUUAGUUUUUUUUACUUGUAAGCCUUUUGUUGGGGUUUUUUAGCGGCUUGUGCUGAAGCUGUAAGGUAUCGUUAUAACAAAGUCACUAAUGAAAUCGUAUCAAGAUUAAUUUCAAGGUUUUCAAUUGGUUGUUUUAAAUUAACUUUAGAGCUCAAUAUUAUGUAAGAGUUGAAAUUCACAAAUUAGCCAAGUUUGGUUAGGUAAGGCUGUGGAAAAGUACAUGCACACUGCACAUCACGUGAACCUGUCAGUAAAGAACAAAGAUUUAUUUGUCCCGUUUGUCCAGACCAACCUGUCAAGAUCCAGCCUAACCUGUUUUAAUGCGUCGAUCAAGGUGUGUCUUUUGAUCCGAUCUAGCGUUAAAAUCGAUCCACCCUAGCAAUGUAGUCAGUUCAGCUUAGUCGGUGACGGAGUAAACAACAACAGCUUAACUGAAAUUUUGAGUUCGUUUUGACAAAGAAGCAGUUUCUUCUCCACAUGGCUCUUUCAAAGCAAGUAAGUGAAUUUUCAACUCUACGCCAAGAAUAUGAGGCCCUAUUUCUGGCAAUAAGGACUGAUGUAACGGCUGCAGUUUGAUAGCAUACUACCAUGACACACCCUAACGGUAGUUGUAAAAACUUUUCCGUAAGGCAAACAAUCAGAACUAAUUAGAUAUUGGAUGAAAGAUCAGGCCUUUUUACUCGCCUCUUUCUGGGAUUAAUGAGGCAUAAAUUAGUAGAGAGAAUGAUUCGUUUCUUUCUUUUGGAGUGAAACACUCAAGAUUAGUUAUCACGCAAAACAGCAAAAAAGAGGUUAAAAAUCUCAAUUAGACUGAGAAAAAAAGGUAUCUUUUUAGUUUUAAAAUCACUAUUAAUAGCAGAAUUCCGUUCCGAAAGCUUAAAGGUUUUACCGAAUGUAUUACUUUACUUAAAGUCAAUUGCAAGUUUAUUAAUAUGAUUUAAAUCUAAUGCAACUAAUGUAAGUAAUUUGGUAUUUUGCAGUUUAGUCUUGCUAUGGGUAAUGGCUUUUGAUUCUCGCGUAUAAACUUAUAAAAAAAAAGUCUUCUUUGUAAACUUGAUCUAAAUAUUGAAUAGGAGGUCAAUCGAUCUUUUGAGACAUGUAGAUACUCACCCUCAGAAUAGCUUCACUUUUGCCCAACUUAAUUUGUUUUGUUUUGUUUUGUUUUUUUCAAACGAGAACGAUGUUAAGCUUCCUAACCUUUUAUAAUUACAACUUCAAGCUUCACUUUGUAAGCCACACCUGCUCUUAUGUGGAUUCACUAUUGUGCAUUUUGUGAAUGUAGGUUAUCAAAGAUGACAUGACGAUGACAUACCACAUGGAAGGAUCUGUCAAUGGGCAUUCCUUUACAAUCGAGGGUGAAGGCAGGGGGAAGCCGUACGAGUAAGUCGAUCAACACACCUCCCUUCAUAGUAAAAGGCAACUGAAGAUCUUCACUGUUAUAGGUUUAAGAGAAAUAAGAGUAGUCGUCAAUUUCGGGAUAUUUUUGUGAUGAAAAGUCAAAUUCUAAAAUUAUUUUAAAUUAGCUGUGCUGAGUAUAAGGCGAGAGAUUCCGAAAACUCAAUCAUACCAAAAGAGACACUAUGGCAUUAGGUGCAACAGAAAGCUCUAUGAAUUGUGAAAGUCGUUUUACUAAUCAUCGUAAGUAAAAACCAGAAAAAAAUGUAAGUUAUUCUACAUUACUCAAAACCAAUAACAACUUUUCUUUGAAUGGCAAAUUUGACAUUGAUUUAUCAAAACACGGUGUUAUUCGCAAAUGAUAGGCUACGACGAUCGUCAAUUUUUUGCUGGCCGGGAUCAAACGUCGUUUAUAUUAUCAUAUUUACGCAAACUAUCAUCUCAACAACUCUGCCACUAAAGUGACCUGACAUUAUAUUUCAAAAAUUACUUUUUUCAAUAAUGAUUAAUUAUUACUUUUCUGAAGAAGGAACAAAUAAAAACUAAUUAAAUAAAUGAACCUGUUCAACAGUAUUAAUGAUUCUUUAGGCUAGGUAAGCGGUAUAAAAGUAUAUUGUGUCGUGAUAGGACUUGCCAUUAAUCUUGAAAAAGGGCGAGAUUAACAUGGCAGAAUCGAAAUGAAACUUUAUAUUUAAAUUAUAUAGCAGGCUGUCCUAAGCCCCUACAUGUAUUGUUAUUUAGUUAAAUUAGACUGAUAAAUAGGCAGUGUUUAGCUUAGUUCUCAAAAGGCUCUUCUCUACUUUUCUCAUUUAGUUUAAUCGAUUUGUAUUUCAUUCUUGUUGUGUUUUUUUUGUAGGGGAAAACAGAUCUUGACACUGCGAGUAACCAAGGGUGGACCCCUCCCAUUCUCCUUUGACAUAUUGUCGGCUGUGUUUUGCUAUGGUAACAGAGCCUUUACUGAUUAUCCUGCGUCCAUCGUUGACUAUUUCAAGCCAUGA